AAUUGGCUAGCCCUAGAGACGUGGCUUCUUCAAGUCGCAACGCGUCCGACGACUUUAAUUGCGUACUAACUACUACGUAACUACUAGGUACUGUACCUGCCAUGUGCGUACCACCAGCGUACGUAGGCACUGAAACUAUUUUUUGUAACGCCUAUAAGGCCAACUUCGACAAAUGAAAUACAACGACGACCAAGAUUGACUUAACCAUUUUUUUUCUUUUUACUCGUUUUUUGUCGGUGGAGGAAUGGAAACAUCACUCGGAUUUCACAAUUGCGCAUUCACGCCGCAAACUUGAGAAAGUCAAGUCUUCCGAUGUGAAGCUUUCUAACCUAGCAGCUCAUUCUUUCUCUUCUCGUCGCAUCCUGCGAUAUUCAUCAUGGACCCAACCGCAGAGCUGAUCAUCUCCAGCCUGACGGAGAACCCCCCUCACAUAUUAUUAGCAGCGUUUGUCACACUAGUAGUUUUCGCCUUUUACAGUCUCUACGCCCUACUUCAUCUCAUUGCUCCCAAACCCCGCCAAGUUUUCCCAGCCGAAAAGACAUACAUCACAACUACCCCAUCCGGCGACACCGUAACGCGACAACUACCAUGCUGGCAUGACCGAUGGCUAGCAGACCGCCACGCCAGCGAGACUCGCAGCAAGAACGACGAUCCUACCCAGACUGACAUCGCCGACACCAGUUCCAUCGAUCCCGCCGAGUUGCGCAUGAGUGUGGUGUUUCCCGCGUACAAUGAGGAAGACCGUAUCCUGCCCACUCUAAAGGAAGCAGUCGAGUACCUCGAUGCCACGUUCGGCCGCGACCCACGCCCAAACUCGAAUUCGCCGCACAAGCGACUAUCCCCUGCAACCUCGCGCAGACAUGCUCAGAAUGCCCCACGCGACGAUCUGGGCGGGUACGAGAUCAUCGUCGUCAACGACGGCAGCAAGGACCGAACUGUCGACGUGGCACUAGAAUUCUCACGCGAGCACGGCCUACAUGAUAUCCUGCGAAUCGUAACGCUCGAGGAGAACCGCGGCAAGGGCGGCGGUGUCACCCAUGGUUUGCGCCACGUGCGUGGGGAAUACGCUCUCUUCGCCGACGCCGACGGCGCUUCCAGGUUUAGCGACCUGGGAAAACUGAUCGAGGGCUGCGAGGAAGUCGUCGACGGAAGCCACCGGGGCGUCGCCAUCGGCAGCCGGGGCCACCUGGUCGGCAGCGACGCCGUGGUUAAGCGCUCGGCGCUGCGCAACUUCCUCAUGCGCUCCUUCCACCUCGUCCUCAUGAUCCUGACGCCCCCCGCCACCUCGCGCAUCCGCGACACCCAGUGCGGCUUCAAGCUGUUCUCGCGCGCCGCCCUGCCCCACAUCGUCCCCUACAUGCACGCCGAGGGCUGGAUCUUCGACAUCGAGAUGCUGAUGCUGGCCGAGUCGGCCCCCGCCGUCCCAGUCCUCGGCCACGACGGCUCUGUUAUUGGCAGCAGCCCCGGCAUCAAGGUCGCCGAGGUCCCCAUCGACUGGCACGAGGUCGGCGGCAGCAAGCUCAACGUCAUUCAGGACAGCGUCAAGAUGGCCAUCGGCCUCGCUGUCCUCCGCGCUAGCUGGAUGAUGGGCGUGUAUAGGAGACGCGGGACGUGAUGGACAUGUGUAUGUGAUAUGACGAGGACGAGGAAGUGCUUGGGGGGUAGAAAAGAGAAGAAAAUAAGAAACAAGAAAAAGAUGAGGAACAACUUCAUGAAAUGGAAAUGGAAAUGGAGAAAUAAACAUUGCGUUUGUGUUACCUGCUGCUGUGCAUAGAAUUAACUAACUGCCUACGGUUGGUUGUACAUUACCUACCUAGCAUAGCGAAUAAUAAUGAGUAAAUCCGCUCGUAGUUGUUUAUUUAUUUAUACAGCGCGGCGUAGAUUUCCA
Messenger RNA from Hypoxylon fragiforme, 1888 nucleotides. Its product is annotated as glycosyltransferase family 2 protein. Lineage: Eukaryota; Fungi; Ascomycota; Sordariomycetes; Xylariales; Hypoxylaceae. Bases 377 to 1615 code for a protein of 412 amino acids. Gene Ontology annotation, cellular component: endoplasmic reticulum membrane. The transcript is spliced from 2 exons. The record is from RefSeq and is a predicted model, not a curated record.